AUGGGCUCAGUUCAAAAGAAUGUUGAUCACAAAGACCCUCAAAUACACCCUCUGCACUUGACGCCAUUUGACGCCCUGCUCGACAAGAAACGGGUAUGGCCGAGCGAGCCCAAUACGAGAGAAGAGGGUCUGGGACGUCUCGUUUUCCUCACGCCAGACGUUGUCGCCUCUGCGGCAGCAACAUGCAUCCGAAGCGGACAUCGUGUGAAUCUAGGAUGGGAGUUGAAUAAACUGGAGAUCGCCAAUUUCGGACGAUUACCUUGUAAGCACCAGAUUGUCGACCUUCUCGACGGCGCCGCUUUUGACGACAUUUAUACAUUCAACCCGCAACAAAGUAGCCAAUGGGAUGGGCUCAGGCAUUUCUCGCAGCCCGAUCCAACCGAGAGUGAACCAAAUAGGAGGGUUUUCUAUGGUGGUGUGACGACUCGGGAGAUUCUAGAUCCAAAGAACCAUCGGAUAGGAAUCCAGUAUUGGGCGAACGAAGGGAUUUGUGGGCGAGGUGUGCUAUUGGACUACGUUUCGUAUGCAGAAAAGAGAGGCAUUGAGUAUUCGACAUUCAGCGACCACUCAGUUCCUCUCAGCGUACUUCUCGAGAUUGCGCGAGAGGAGAAUCUAACUUUCAAACGUGGUGACAUCCUCUUCGUACGCAUGGGGGUGACCAGGGAAUGGGAUACGCGCAUGACAUCCGAGGACAAGAAUGCGUACGCCACGACCAAGACUCCUCAACACGCCGGCGUCGAAGGAACCGAGGAAAUGCUACGCUGGCUGUGGGAUACAGGCUUCUCUGCCGUGGCGAGCGAUGCGAUAUCAUUUGAAAUCUACCCAGCCAAGAAGAGUUAUCCCCGCGGUCAAGGGGAGCCUGAGGUGGAGGGUGUCUUUAUGCACGAAUACUUGUUGGCGGGCUGGGGCAUGCCCAUUGGUGAGCUUUUUGACCUUGAGGCAUUGAGCGAGAUGUGCGUGAGAGAGCAACGCUGGGAGUUUUUUGUUGCGAGUGCGCCAUUCAACAUGCCUGGGGGUGUUAGCAGUCCGCCGAAUUGCAUCGCGAUCUUUUGA
Messenger RNA from Fonsecaea erecta, 1053 nucleotides. RefSeq lists its product as hypothetical. The transcript has a single exon. The record is from RefSeq and is a predicted model, not a curated record. Gene Ontology annotation, molecular function: arylformamidase activity. The coding region runs from base 1 to 1053 and encodes 350 amino acids. Lineage: Eukaryota; Fungi; Ascomycota; Eurotiomycetes; Chaetothyriales; Herpotrichiellaceae.